ACAACAGGGUCUCCCGGAAAUGGUGACUUCACAGGAAGACCUGCCUCAGAGGAGGGGGUUUGACGUAGCUCCCUGAGCUACUACAGUGAGCAACCUCCCCAGGGCCCUGCCUAUGGGACCUCUUCAUGCCACCUCUGCCAUGGGCACCAGGCUCCUCUGCUGGGCAGUCAUCUGGCUCCUGGAGGCAGGUCCCAUGAAUGCUGGCAUCACCCAGAACCCAGGACACCUGGUCAGAGAGACAGGACAAGAGGCAACGCUGAGAUGCAGCCCAGAGAAAGGACACAAUCAUGUUUACUGGUAUCAGCAGCUCCCGGGGCAAGGUCUGAAAUUCAUGGUUUACCUCCAGAAGGAAAGGAUCAUAGAUGAUUCAGGAAUGCAGACGCAACGCUUUUCUGCUGAAUUUCCCAAAGAGGGCCCCAGCGUCUUUAAGAUCCAGCCGGCAGAGCUGGGAGACACUGCCGUGUACCUCUGUGCCAGCUCCUUAUCCACAUCAAUGCAGAGCCCCAUCCUGUCAGUGCACGAACACCCUCCCUCCAGGCCACGCCCCGGAAACGCCAUGGGCUGCGGAAGGGAAGUGGCGCGUUGUUUGAUUAGUGAACGAAUUAGCUGGAAAGCGUUUUGUAGGGAGAGCACGGAAAUAGGAGAUGCUUGUAGAAGCACCAUGGAACAUCCCAGCCCGUGCUCAGGGACUAAGACCGUCACCAGAAAAAGGUGCUUAGCACUCCAGGGAGCCACCGUUCCCAUUAUGUGUAACCAGGUGAUCUGCUGUGUGGCUCUUUGUCUCCUUGGAGCAGGCACAGCAGAUGGUGAAAUCACUCAGACCCCAAAAUACCUGAUCAGAGAGGAAGGACAAGGCGUGACUCUGGAAUGUGAACAGGAUUUUAAUCACGACUCCAUGUACUGGUACCGACAGGACCCAGGGCAAGGGCUGAGACUGAUUUACCACUCACAAGUAGUACCUGAUGUUCAGAAAGGAGACAUACCUGAGGGCUACAGUGCCUCUCGAGACAAGAAGCCACUCUUUCCUCUCACUGUGACAUCGGCGAAAAAGAACCAGACAGCUCUGUAUCUCUGCGCCAGCAGUAGAGACACAGUGAAGCACAGCCACGUCCUCUCUAUGCAGAAAUGUGUCUCAAGCCCUGCUUCCCCACCAGAUGGCAGGCUUUUCUGGGUUCAGUGCCCUCAUCUGCCUGCUCUCUUCCCCUUUCACCAGACACUCAAAGCAACUGCUGCCAUCAAUGUGCUUCGGGGAAUGGCGAGACAUCUCAGCGAUCCACAUCUAUGUCAUCUCUAUCUAUAUUUAUAUCAGUGA
Suricata suricatta (meerkat) is the source of this 1312-nucleotide messenger RNA. RefSeq lists its product as uncharacterized. Lineage: Eukaryota; Metazoa; Chordata; Mammalia; Carnivora; Herpestidae. The transcript is spliced from 4 exons. Gene Ontology annotation, biological process: cell surface receptor signaling pathway. The record is from RefSeq and is a predicted model, not a curated record. Bases 113 to 1312 code for a protein of 399 amino acids. Gene Ontology annotation, cellular component: plasma membrane.